This is a messenger RNA of Sesamum indicum (sesame), 814 nucleotides long. RefSeq names its product superoxide dismutase [Mn], mitochondrial. The record is from RefSeq and is marked provisional. Gene Ontology annotation, cellular component: mitochondrion. NCBI's taxonomy places the organism in Eukaryota, Viridiplantae, Streptophyta, Magnoliopsida, Lamiales, Pedaliaceae. Gene Ontology annotation, molecular function: manganese ion binding; superoxide dismutase activity. Gene Ontology annotation, biological process: superoxide metabolic process.
GCUUCCAGCAAAGUCAGCUAUGGCUCUUCGAGCCCUAGUCACCAGAAGAACCCUAAGGACAUCUCCCAUAGGCUUCCGUGGACUCCAGACCUUCUCCCUGCCCGAUUUGACCUACGAUUAUGGCUCCCUCGAGCCCGCCAUUAGCGGUGAAAUCAUGCAGCUCCAUCACCAGAAGCAUCACCAGACUUACAUAACUAAUUACAAUAAGGCCCUCGAGCAGCUCGAUGGCGCCAUUGCCAAGGGCGACUCCUCCACAGUUGUCAAGCUGCAGAGCGCCAUCAAAUUUAAUGGCGGAGGACAUGUUAAUCACUCAAUUUUCUGGAAGAAUCUUGCGCCUAUUCGUGAAGGUGGUGGUGAGCCUCCCAAGGGUUCUUUAGGUUGGGCUAUUGACAAUCACUUUGGCUCCUUGGAUGCACUAAUCCAGAAGAUGAAUGCAGAAGGUGCUGCCUUACAGGGUUCUGGAUGGGUGUGGCUUGGUGUGGAUAAAGAAUUGAAGCAUCUGGUGGUUGAGACCACUGCAAAUCAGGAUCCACUGGUUACUAAAGGACCAGGUUUGGUCCCAUUGCUUGGUAUUGAUGUCUGGGAGCAUGCAUACUACUUGCAGUACAAAAACGUGAGACCAGACUACCUUAAGAACAUAUGGAAGGUCAUGAACUGGAAAUAUGCUAGUGAUGUUUACGAUAAAGAGUGCCCUUGAGUGGACAAAUUGAUUACAUAGGCACAAUCGCUUUACUUGCCAUGUUAGCUCAUCCCUGCAUAGUCAUGAAACCAUUUUUCUUAGUUUACGCUUUACUACUUGUCGUCCCCACUUAUG